AUGAGCAUUCUUUCCAAAAAAGACUUUCAUCAACGUCUGGAGGGCACCAAAGCUACCUCCGGAUGGGAUCUGCUGGUCUCCUACGAUGAGGAACAUCUCAAUCGCGCGCUCGCAAAGAAAUGGAAAAGGACAAACAAGGGCUCUGGAGUCAAGUUUAACCUUCGUUCGCAACCGGUGCAGACCAUACAGAUUGAUCAGGAGUUUGAUAUAACCCUCUCGCCCCCUACAUUGAAGUUUUCCACCUCGAGUAAGAAUGCCUUAUUGGGGAUGGUGCUGAAUGGCUCCUAUACCACGACAGUGACUGUGUCUGGUCAGAAACAGCCUCCGGAGACGAAGACUCUCCCCAUGAAUGCGUACCGCCUCGAAGUUGCGCUGCCAAUCAGUGCCGUCAGUGGAGAUGGAAAGGUUUCUCCGGGGGACAAAGUGAUCCAUUUUGACCAGACGGAAAAACAUUACUCUCUGAUAUUUCAUUUCAAAAACACCGAGGCGAAGUGGCAUCUGACCAAGAAUGAUACCGAGAAACAUGAUCUGGACGACACCAUGAAGACGGCCCUGACUCAAAUCCAAGCCUGGUUUACCAGCAAGGAUGAUAUCCAUUGGAUUGACGUUAGUGUGGCUCAACUCAGCAACAAAGCCAACCCAAAUUCCGACACCGACACCCUCCUUCCUCGCUCCUUCGUCCUAUCGUGUCAAGCAGGCUAUCUGUUUGUCUUCAUAGCCACCAAAAAUCCACCGGGAAGAGAAGACCCCCAGUUUGGCCACAAAGGUUCCGAAACCAUGGCCCCUGUUCCAUCUGGAUUCACUUCCAGCAUCAUCAUUGGACAUAAACUCUUCACGGAGUUUAUGAAAGAUGAGUUGAAGAAAUCCUACACGGGAUCACUCAAGGAAAUCACAGAAAAGGAAACUAGUUCCGGGAUCCAACUAUCGCUUGCCAUGACUGAUAGCCAAUCCUGGAAUUUGAAUACUCCAAUUGGCAUCACCACAUACGACGUUGACAAAGUUGCUGUUGACUAUACCAAAUACCCCAUUACACUACACGUCAAGGAUGAUAAAUCGUUAGCAUCCAGCGUAUCUCUUACCUGGACCGCGGAGACAAAGGUCCAGUGGUAUUCGUGCCAUAAGAUUGAUCCUGCGACCUACACGUACGGACAGGUCGCGAUAACGUCGGAUUGGACCAGUCCCCCCAAAGGAUUUGCUCAUAUUGCUGGAGACGAAUUGCAGAUAGGAAUCGAUGUUCCCAAGACGGAGCUGCCCUCCAUGUCGUUCAAAGGUGAGAAGGUUGAUCAAUGGUGGAAUCAGUACAAGGGAGUCACAGAAGUUCCCAAAUUUUUCAAGGAACAGGUACAGUUCACGUUGCCAUCUAAUCUUUCAUGUCAAUUUAAAGGGUUGAAUUUCUUUUCGGCCCAGAAUGUGUUUGUGCCCGGGGUCCGGUUCAUUCAGGCUACGGAGCAGAUGGUGCCGCAUGAUGUCGUGCUUUUGGGGACAAUGCCUGAGGUGGAGUGA
This is a messenger RNA of Penicillium digitatum Pd1, 1503 nucleotides long. RefSeq lists its product as uncharacterized. Lineage: Eukaryota; Fungi; Ascomycota; Eurotiomycetes; Eurotiales; Aspergillaceae. The record is from RefSeq and is a predicted model, not a curated record.